This is a messenger RNA of Miscanthus lutarioriparius, 333 nucleotides long. NCBI's taxonomy places the organism in Eukaryota, Viridiplantae, Streptophyta, Magnoliopsida, Poales, Poaceae. The record is from the annotation of a GenBank genome assembly.
AUGGCGGGAGCUCAAUGCGCCACAGGACCGCGCGCCGCGCCGCCACCGCCGCUGCUCCUCGUCCUCCUCCUGUGCGGCUUCCUCUGCGCCGUCCUCGUGCUGUUCGCGCCGGCGGCUCGGCGCGGGGACGAAGAGACGGAGGAGUUCCCCGUCGCGUUCUCGUCUUCGUGGCCCACCGCCGGGCGCCGCGCCCUCCCGCGGCCGGCCGCGGCGAGGUCGUCGUCGUGGCGCCCCCGGCCCCGGCCGCGCGGGAGAUGGAACUACGCGGGGCAGGGGCUCCAGGACAGCAAGCACGAGGUCCCCAGUGGCCCCAACCCGGACUCCAAUCGGUAG